This is a messenger RNA of Aspergillus calidoustus, 1791 nucleotides long. The record is from the annotation of a GenBank genome assembly. Lineage: Eukaryota; Fungi; Ascomycota; Eurotiomycetes; Eurotiales; Aspergillaceae.
AUGGCCGCCCGUCGGUCCCUUGCCCGGUCCAUCCCCGCUCUCCGCGCUGCAUCUCCCCGCACGGCGGUGGCCAACAUCUCGUCCGCCAGGGUAGCUGCGGCGUCAGCUUCUCGCUCUCUCACAACGUCCUCCAUGCCUUCCUCUCGCAUACUCGCAUCUCAGGCCUCGUCAGCCGCCUCGUCAGUGGCUCGACGAAGGCUCCAUGCCACUGCUCAGCAGCUCACCCCCGCAACCACAUCCGCGGCUAGUACCGCCACUGAAUACCCGACAAGCCACGAAGCCAUCGCCAAUCCAAUUGAUACCACAAAUUUCCUCGACAACGAGUUUGUACCUUCAAAAGCGAGCACUUGGAUCGACUUGUUUGACCCGGCCACCAACAACCUCGUCACUCGUGUCCCCCAGAGCACCGAUGAGGAGCUCCGUGCUGCUGUUGAGUCCGCUCAGAAGGCUUUUCCGGCCUGGCGGGCAACAAGUGUCAUGGCCAGGCAGCAGAUCAUGUUCAAGUUUGUGAAUCUUAUCCGUCAGCACUGGGACCGUUUGGCUGCAUCCAUCACUCUCGAGCAGGGCAAGACCUUUGCCGAUGCCAAGGGUGAUGUUCUACGUGGUCUGCAGGUCGCGGAAACCGCUUGCGGUAUCACAACGCAGAUUACCGGUGAGGUGUUGGAGGUUGCCAAGGACAUGGAGACCAGGAGUUACAGAGAGCCUCUUGGAGUUGUUGCCGCUAUUUGCCCUUUCAACUUUCCCGCCAUGAUUCCUCUUUGGUGUAUCCCUGUUGCUACUAUCACUGGCAACACUUUGGUCAUGAAGCCCUCCGAGCGCGACCCUGGAGCCGCAAUGAUCCUGGCCGAGUUGGCCAAGGAAGCCGGAUUCCCUCCCGGUGUCAUUAACAUCAUCCAUGGUUCUGCCAAGACUGUUGACUUCAUCUUGGACGCCCCCGAGAUCAAGGCUAUCAGUUUCGUCGGUGGUAACCGUGCCGGAGAAUACAUCUACACCCGCGGAUCUGCCAACGGAAAGCGUGUGCAAGCCAACCUUGGGGCGAAGAACCACGCUGCGGUCUUGCCCGAUGCUAACAAGAACCAGACCCUCAAUGCCAUUGUUGGUGCUGCCUUCGGAGCUGCUGGUCAGCGUUGUAUGGCUCUCAGUACCCUGGUCACGGUUGGGGAGACGAAGGAGUGGCUUCCUGAGAUGGCUGAACGAGCCAAGGCUCUGAACGUCAACGGAGGUUUCGAAGAGGGUGCUGACCUUGGCCCUGUUAUCAGCCCUGAGAGCAAGAAGCGCAUUGUGGAGUUGAUUGACAGCGCUGAGAAGGAGGGUGCCACCAUCCUUCUGGAUGGCAGAAACUACAAGCCCGAGAAGUAUCCUAACGGCAACUUUGUUGGCCCUACUAUCAUCACCGGAGUCACCCCUGAAAUGAGAUGCUACAAGGAGGAAAUCUUCGGUCCCGUUCUCGUUUGCCUUGAAGUCCCCACGCUGGACGAUGCGAUCGAGCUCAUCAACAAGAACGAGUACGGAAACGGCGCGGCCAUCUUCACUUGCUCCGGUCCCACUGCCUCUCGCUUCCAGAAGGACAUUGAGGCUGGCCAAGUCGGUGUCAAUGUCCCCAUCCCCGUCCCGCUCCCCAUGUUCUCUUUCACCGGAAACAAGAAGAGUAUUGCCGGCGGUGGUGCCAACACUUUCUACGGCAAGCCUGGUCUCAAUUUCUACACUCAGCAGAAGACCGUGACGAGUUUGUGGCGUGCUGAAGAUGCUGUCAGCACCAAGGCCCACGUUGUGAUGCCCACACAUUCAUAA